UCUCUCCAGCAUGCACAUAAAAAAAGCUACCUACUUUGGAAUGCAAGUUUCCUAUAUAUAUAAGAUAUAUCCCCUACCACCAACUCACCACCUUUCCUCUCAAUAACCUCUUCUUCUUCUUCUUCUUCUUCUUCUUCUUCUUCUUCUUCUUCUUCUUCUUCUUCUUCAUAUCAAUCAACCAACUUCCAUUAGUAUUAUAAUAUUAUUAGAGGAUGAUGAGAGUGAUCAAAGUAGUAGUGUUGAUGAUGAUGAUGAUGAUGGUUAGUAUGGUGAGAGAAGGGAAGGGAGAGAAGGCAAGGCAUUUCAAAUGGGAAGUAGGGUAUGUGUUCUGGUCACCAGACUGUGAGGAGAAGAUGAUGAUUGGGAUAAAUGGGAAAUAUCCAGGGCCAACCAUACGUGCUAAGGAAGGGGACACCAUUGUUGUGCAACUUAAGAAUAAUCUCCCUACUGAAGGUGUUGUCAUCCAUUGGCAUGGUAUCAGACAGUUUGGAACACCGUGGGCAGAUGGAACUGCAGCCAUCUCACAAUGCCCAAUUAAACCAGACGAAACCUUCACCUACAGAUUCAAAGCAGACAAGGCAGGAACGUACUUCUAUCAUGGACACUAUGGGAUGCAAAGGGCUGCAGGGUUAUAUGGGUCAUUGAUAGUGGAUGUGGCUGACGGAGAGAAGGAGCCGUUUCAUUAUGAUGGAGAACUAAACCUUUUGCUUAGUGACUGGUUCCACCAGAGCAUACAUUCUCAGAUGCUUGGCCUUUCUUCCAAUCCUUUCCGUUGGAUUGGAGAACCCCAGAGUUUGCUGAUCAAUGGCAGAGGGCAGUACAACUGUUCAUUGGCAGCACAUGUUCUCCGUGAUGGAUCAACCUCUUGCCAGAUUAACAGCAGUGAUUGUGCACCAUUAACACUUCGAGUCCUGCCGAACAAGACAUAUCGAAUAAGAAUAGCGAGCACAACCUCGCUUUCUUCCCUCAACCUGGCCAUUGGGAAUCACAAGAUGACCGUGGUAGAAGCAGACGGCAACUAUGUGCAGCCCUUUAUUGUGGAUGACAUGGACAUCUAUUCAGGAGAAAGCUACUCUGUCCUCAUCACCACAGACCAAAACCCCUUGUCAAACUAUUGGAUCUCUGUAGGUGUUCGAGGAAGACUUCCCAAAACCCUGCCAGCUCUAGCCAUUUUAAAUUAUCAUCCAAACUCACCUUCAAGGCUACCCACAUUGAUACCUCCCACUACGCCUGCAUGGAAUGACUAUGCCCACAGUAAAUCUUUCACCUACAAAAUCCUUGCCCGAGAAGGCACACCAAUGCCCCCAAACAACACCAGUCACAAAAUUGCCCUUCUCAAUACCCAGACCAAGAUAAAUGGCUGCAUCAGGUGGUCCAUCAACAACAUAUCAUUGGUUCUGUCAUCCACUCCCCAUCUUGGAUCUAUCAAGUAUGGACUGAAGGAUGCACUUCAAACUGGAAAACCAGCAGAGAACUUCCCCAGUGAUUACAAUGUGAUGAUUCCUCCAAUAAACCCUAAUUCAACAAAAGGUAAUAAUGUAUACAAGCUUGAGUUCAACAGUACCAUUGAUGUUAUCCUUCAAAAUGCAAAUGCCCUAGCAGUUAACGCAAGUGAGAUACACCCAUGGCAUUUGCACGGUCAUGAUUUCUGGGUGUUGGGAUAUGGAGAAGGGAGAUUUACUGAGGCAGAUAUAACACAGUUCAAUCUGAAAAACCCACCAUUAAGGAACACCGUGGUAAUCUUUCCCUAUGGAUGGACAGCGAUAAGAUUUGUAGCAAACAAUCCAGGAGUCUGGGCAUUUCACUGCCAUGUUGAGCCACAUUUACAUAUGGGGAUGGGCAUAAUAUUCUCUGAAGGAGUUGAUCUAGUUGGAAAGAUACCAAGUGAAGCACUGACUUGCGGAGAAACAGGAAAGCUGUUGAUGAAGAACCAUCAAAAUUAAGAAGAAUUAGCAGUUUUCUGUUGUUAGUCAUUAUAUAAUUCCUACAUCUUGAUAAUGUACGCCUCUAGAGGAUAAGCAGGUAGAUGUUAUGAUAAUUAAUAUCAUAUUAUCAUAUCAACCAUGCAAUGUGCUUGGUUGAUUUGGAUA
Messenger RNA from Dioscorea cayenensis subsp. rotundata (Guinea yam), 2090 nucleotides. Its product is annotated as L-ascorbate oxidase-like. Lineage: Eukaryota; Viridiplantae; Streptophyta; Magnoliopsida; Dioscoreales; Dioscoreaceae. The record is from RefSeq and is a predicted model, not a curated record. The coding region runs from base 213 to 1943 and encodes 576 amino acids. Gene Ontology annotation, molecular function: oxidoreductase activity; copper ion binding. Gene Ontology annotation, cellular component: extracellular region; plasmodesma. The transcript has 5 exons.